GCCAAAUUCUAGACUAGAAGUCCAAAUCCGCAGCUCCCAUCUCUCUCCCCAUGGCCGCGGCGGCGCCGGAGGCUGCGGACGAGGUUGCGCCGUCGGCGACGCUGAGCGUCUACAAGGCGGCACGGUGCAUCAAGCGGCGGGCGAGCACGCUGUACAACGCGCUGCGGAGCGUGGCGGAGGACGCGGCCUUCGUGGCGGAGGUCGCGGCGCUGUGGCCCUCGCUGCCGCUGGUGGCCAACCUCCGCUGCGGUCUCUGGUACGCCCCGCCCCGUGCCUUCGCAGCCACCUGCUACUUCAAGUCCACGGAUGGCCACGCCGGGAACUGGUCCUUCUCAACUGCCCGCCUCAACCUCCACCUCGCCCUCCUCGCUGGGGAGAGAGGAGGGUGCAUAAUAGUUGAUUCAACAAGGAGAGGGAAACGAUUCCCUGAUAGCAUGUCAAAGACCAUACCCAUUUGGUGCUCUGUCUUGAACCGAGCGAUUGAGAGGCAUCGGCUGCAGGCUAUCCACAAAAGUGCCGAAGUGAAUUAUCAGUCGUCUACCCUGCUGAAUGGAGAUGCAGAAAACAACUCUGAUCUAUCUAAUUGGGAUAGCUCAGUGCACCUUCCUGUAUGGGUUCUAGGCACAGAGAAAAAUGCUAUAGAGGGGCGUAUUGAUGAAUGGACAGACCAAUUUGAAUCAUGUGGUGCAGAUAUUCAUUCUCUUGCGGUAGGUUUGCAAAAACCGCUACGUCCUCUAUGGAUCUCACAAAGGACACGUAUAUGGUUAAAUGAAGUGCCGGAGCUUGAGUCAUGGGAUUUCACUCCUAUAAUUCUAAUUUCUGCAUCUGAUGCAGUUGCUACACAAAGGAUGUCUUCAGAAUUCAGUUGGCACUAUAUUCCUGGAGCAGGAGAUGAUGAAGAGAGUUGGGCACGUGGUCUAACUCCUACCUUAUUCUGGAAACAUUCAUAUGACCUUAUUGAUGCUGGACCAGAUCGUUGUAACCAGAUAGUUGCUGAUAUUGUUGAAAAAGAUAGGGUUUAUCGUGCACAGAGAGGUGAACAUUGUCCUCAAAUUACAUGUAAGUCUCUGAGGAGCCUUGCUGGUGCCAAAUGUAAUGAUGAUCAGACAACCGAGAUGUGUGCUAUGAACUUGGAUCAUUGUACCAGUACAAUGGAUGCACACUGUUCUAAUAAUGGCCUUCUACUCUUUUGGAUUGGAACAUCAAACCUUGCAGUAUCAUCUACUUUCCAUGUUGCAGGUGCCUUAGUUGGUGUGGACUGCAUACUGAACUGUGACAGCACGUCGAAGCUACCUGCUAGUUCAUCAGAAAAUUCUUACCUUGAGCUAUCUAUUGUUGGCUCAAAGGAUGACCGAUUUUCAUUGAUGAGAAACCUUCCAAAAGCAGUUGACUUUGCAAAGAGGAAUUUGAUGGCUGGGAGAAAAAUUCUCGUGUGCUGUCAAAAUGGUAAAUUAACAAGGAGAAGAUAUAAGUAUUUGUGUGGCCUUGGCAAUAUUGGCCUUGUUAUUCGAUGAUAACGGAUGCUUUGACUAUGGAAAUUAUUUUGUCAAAAGAGAUGUUACAAAGUUGGAGAUGAGGAGGAGGCUGGUAUUCAUCUGUAAAUUUGCUGUAAACGCACGGCCAUCUAGAGGAAACUUGAAACAGGUGUAUGGUUUCCUCAGCAGUCAAAAGGAACUGCUGUCAUGUUUGACAUAGCUUGGUCUUCUGUGAUGUAGAUGAGGUAUCAGUUCUGAUCUGCUGCUUGAGUGAUAGGUGUGGAGUACGAGCUGGGGCUUCUGAGUUUGUCUUUCACACAGUCUGUUGAUCAGAUGGUGCAUUACGAUCAUGCCCAGAGGUUUUCAUUGGAAUUGCCACCAUGGCAAUGAUCUCAUUCUGGGAUCAGUAUCUCAAGCCAACGUCAAUCAACAUUUAUUUGGAGAAGAAUGAACACAAACUUUGGUAGAGUGUGAUUGCAAAGACAAGCUGAUGGCUUGGAUAACCUAGCGAUGAUUCGAGUAUUAUCAAUCUGUGAUAAAAUAUAGAAGAAACUAAGUUAAGGACGUGCCUGCCAGAUUGGAAAGUCAUUAGUGCUUAAUAGAAUUAUGAGGGAAAUAAUAGUGAGAAGUUAUCUUAUUUAUUUUGCGGUCUUUUUUAUCUGCAAAUCAUGUUUAGCAACCAUUUCCAAUCGCUUUGUUUUAGAAACUGGACCAACUUUCAAAUUGAAGCGCAUGACAAAAAGCAAGUGGGCACUUGAAGAAAAUGCAUAUCUUACGAACUUUUCUAUGACAAUGAAUGGGACAAAUUUUCUGUUGAGACAUGUAAAUAGUAGCAGUAAAAGUUUCAUUUCUAAA
Molecule: messenger RNA, 2330 nt
Organism: Zea mays
Lineage: Eukaryota; Viridiplantae; Streptophyta; Magnoliopsida; Poales; Poaceae
Exons: 7
Coding region: 51-1514 (487 amino acids)
Biological process (GO): charged-tRNA amino acid modification
Cellular component (GO): cytoplasm
Molecular function (GO): tRNA adenosine(64)-2'-O-ribosylphosphate transferase activity
Source: RefSeq, a predicted model, not a curated record